GUCGUUAUCAUAAGAAUGAGUCAGAUUCGCUGAAGCUGAAAUUGACUAUACGCCAUAAUUUCGUUAUUUGGUUAUUUCCGUUGUUAUUCAUUCGCUAAUUUCAAUAACUUGUUGCUUUUCGACUCGUCGAACAAAUUCCAUUGUGUCGUUCGUAUUCAAAAAACGUAUCAAAUAUUGAUGUGAAUCGGUCUAAUGUUCGACAGCAUGUCGGAGUUUUUAUCGAUACCGCCUAAAAAACCAACCGAUGUCGAUCUAGUUAAACCGUUGAAGAAUAUAAUUUCAUCGCAUUACAGCACAUCUGAUAAUCCUGAUUCAUAUAAUAAUGCCAUCGAAGAAUUCAAUAAAUUGAGAAGCCAGGCGAUAUGGAAAGUAUACGAAAAAUAUGAGAGUUCCCUGGAGGUGGCAUAUUGUUAUUACGAUGAAUUAGUUUCAUUGGAAACGAAAUUAUCCGGAAGUAGUCCGCAGAUUGCGUUCAAAUGGAAAGAUGCAUUCGAUAAAGGUUCAUUGUUCACCGGACGAGCUAGUUUGACAUUGACUUCAUUCAAAUACGAAUGUAUAUGCGUGUUAUUUAACAUUGGAGCUUUGCAAAGCUCUGUUGCUGCUACUCAGAGUGUUGAAUCAGACGAUGGGUUGAAGUUGGCUGCUAAAUUAUUCCAGUUGGCUGCCGGUAUUUAUAAACAUAUUAAAGAAACUGUCCAAGAAUCGUUCCAGCAAGAUUUGACUCCCGAUUUAAAUACAGAAACUUUAUCAGUUCUAACGUAUUUAAUGCUCGCUCAAGCUCAAGAAAUCUUCGCCUUGAAAGCCAUUCAUGAUCAAAUGAAAGAUGCUGUAAUUGCGAAAUUAUGCGCUCAGUGUGAAGAAUACUACACAGACACUGCUAGAUUAAUGCAAAAGGACUUCGUCAGACCUUUAGUUGGCGCUUCGUGGAUAUCUUUAGUUGUCGGUAAAUGCCACAUAUUCCGAGGAUUAGCUGAAUAUUUCCAAUCUCUGGUAUGCAAAUCGAAGAAAGAAGUAGGCGAAGAAAUUGCUCGAUUACAAGCAUCCAUCGAUAUGAUAAAAUCGGGACAGCAACAAUCGGCCAAGAAUUUAUUCCAAGAUUACCUCAAUAAAGCUCAGCGUGCUUUAGCCGAGGCUCAGAAAGAUAACGAUUUCAUCUAUCACGAAAGAAUACCAGAUUUGAAAGCCCUGGAUCCAAUACCCCGAGCAGCUAUAGCUAAACCUACGACAAUGCCGCAACGUUUAUCUGCCAACUUCACAGAUUUAUUCUCCGAUUUGACACCUGUUGUGAUUCAUCAAGCUUUAGCAGCUUACGAUGUUCGAAGAACCGAAUUAAUGAACAGCGAAGUUAAUAAAUUGAGAGAAUCUACGCAGCUUUUGAAUAGUGUACUAGCAUCGUUGAAUUUACCUGCUGCGUUGGAAGAUACUAAUGGCGUCGUUGUUCCUCCUUCGGUUAUCGAAAAAUCUGAAAUCGUGAUGAGGGAAGGAGGUGUGCAACAAAUCGAACAAAUGAUCCGAGAGCUUCCUGAUUUAUUAAGAUGUAAUCAAGAGAUUUUGGACGAGACAGAGAAACAACUGAUCGAAGAGAAACUGGCCGAUGAUACGUUGAGAGCGCAAUUUAGAGAAAAAUGGACGCGUACGGAAUCGGAUAAAUUAACAGGGUCAAUUAAGAGUAAUUUAGACAGUUACAAGCAGAUGAUACAAACCGCACAGAAUGCUGAUAGCGUCGUUAGAGAAAAAUUCGAACAACAUAAAAGAGCAAUUAAACUGCUGGCUGCUGGAAGGGCGGAAAUCGAACGUAAUAUUCCAGCGGGUUCUACGACCGGUGGUAGUAGUAUCAGUUACAGUAGUUCGGCUAUUUCCAGUUUGAAACGUUUAAUGGAAGAGGUAGAAACAAUAAAAGCUGAACGCGAUGCCAUCGAAUCUGAACUUAAAUCAGCAACCGUCGACAUGAAAUCAACAUUUUUACAAGCGUUAGCUCACGACGGAGCCAUCAACGAAGCCGAACUAUCCAAAGAAAGUCUCAAUCAAACAUACGCCGCUUUGCAGAAACAAGUCAAAGAGAGCAUCGAUAAACAAGAAUCACUCUUAGCUAAUAUUCAAAAUCAAAACACCGAAUUCUGCAAAGAAAAGAGUAACUGUGUCGCCAGCAUCCAUCGUGAAACAUUUUUAAAAGAAUUAGCUGCUGCUUACGACGCUUACGUUGAACUGAAAAAGAAUUUACAAGAAGGAAUUAAUUUCUAUAAAAAUCUUACUCAGCAUCUAGUGACUUUCCAAAACAAAGUGACCGAUUUUUGCUUCGCUCGUAAAACCGAAAAGGAAGAAUUGAUGCGACAAUUGACUCAGGACGCCAGUCGUAUGGCUAAUGCUCCACCAGCUCCUACACCUCCAGCUACCGGCGGAGCUGACGCGAAAAAAGAACCUCCUCCGAGACCACCAGCGCCAAAUGUUGGUAAUGUUAUGGACGGUAGUAAAACCUUACCGUAUCCGGUCUAUCCUCACGGUAUGCCAAUGCCUUACGCAGUCCCUCCUGGAUACGCGUACGCUCCACCGCCAAUGCCUACGACUUAUAAUCCAUAUGCAACUUUACCUCACAUGCAUUCUUAUCCUCCUCCUCCGCAGCAACCGCAAUAUCCGCAGCAACAAUAUAAUACUUUUCCAUACUAUCGUCAGCAAUGAACAUAGGCAUAAUAGUUGUUGAUACUUGUAAUAUUUUAUAGUUAGUGCCUUAAUAAUAUCAACGAAUUUUUCUUCUUUUAUUUAUUUAUUUUUUUUUUACUUAAUUGAGUUUGCAAGUUCGAUCUGUGUGUGUAUUUGUCGAUUUUUCUGGUCUUAUAUAAAUACCAUUUUAUUAUAAAUGAACUGUACGUACUGCUACGCCUAGAAUAUUCUUUACUAUGAAAUUGUCCAAUACCAGCUUUUUACUGUUGUUAAGUUUUAUUUAUACGAAUUUUUUUUUCUAAAUAAUCAUUUUAUAAACGCAAUUUAUUCGAUUUUAAACACAUUUUUAUUUACAGAUGUUA
Molecule: messenger RNA, 3020 nt
Organism: Planococcus citri (citrus mealybug)
Lineage: Eukaryota; Metazoa; Arthropoda; Insecta; Hemiptera; Pseudococcidae
Product: programmed cell death 6-interacting protein-like
Exons: 16
Coding region: 193-2676 (827 amino acids)
Biological process (GO): mitotic cytokinesis; multivesicular body sorting pathway
Cellular component (GO): endosome
Molecular function (GO): protein binding
Source: RefSeq, a predicted model, not a curated record